This is a messenger RNA of Helobdella robusta, 285 nucleotides long. RefSeq lists its product as hypothetical. The transcript has 2 exons. The annotation marks the transcript as partial. Gene Ontology annotation, cellular component: nucleolus. Gene Ontology annotation, biological process: RNA processing. Gene Ontology annotation, molecular function: RNA binding. Lineage: Eukaryota; Metazoa; Annelida; Clitellata; Rhynchobdellida; Glossiphoniidae. The record is from RefSeq and is a predicted model, not a curated record.
ACCAAAGGAAAAGGAUGGUUUGAUAUGCCAGUUCAGGAAAUGACAGAAGAAAAGUUGAAUGACCUGAAGAUUAUUCAAAUGAGGGGCAUGCUUGACCCGAAACACUUUUAUAAGAAAACUGAUGCUAGACCUGGCGUGCUUCCGAAAUUUUUUCAGACUGGUACUGUGGUGGAAACAUCUGCAGACUUCUACAGUGAUCGAAUUCCCAAGAAGGAAAGAAAAACUACCUUGGUGGAUGAACUACUUCACGAUGCCGAAUUUAAAAGGUUAUUUUAUACUUUUUAA